AUGUGGGGCGGUGCAGCUCCGUAUCGCUCGAACCCUGUUGAUGCCGCACGAGCCACCGUUCCCCUGUCUGCUUCCUUCAGCAACCACACGCAUCCUCUCCCCUUCACCUUCCCACCAUCCCUUUCCCACCCAUCGACCACGAAGAUGAGUGCAGCAAGUUCGAGCGUGUCGGCCGACGUGGCGUACCUGCGUACGCUUCCCGCCGUUCGCGAGCGGUGCUACAAGAUCUUUGGCGAAGCCGCCGCGCAGGGUUCGCUCGAGUACUUCCGCUACGACGAAUCUCGCGAAGACGCGGUUGCGGACUACUGCAUCGAAAUCAUUGCGCGCGACUACGGUACGGACUAUGCGUCCAUUCCGCCCCACGGGCGGUGGCGACACUUUGACGUGGGCAACAUCCCGCGCGUGACGACUUUGCUCUCGUCGUGGGCUGCGCUGUCCACGCCCACCUCUACGCCGGCAGUGGAUGCGACCGAGGCAGCACGCCGGCUGGUGGACCUGUUUAUGGUGUCGGUGCUGCUCGAUGCGGGUGCCGGCACAAAGUGGACGUACGAGGAGAAGAAGACCGGUCUCUCGUACGGUCGAUCCGAGGGUCUGGCCGUGGCGAGUCUCGACAUGUUUACCGCCGGCCGAUUCUGCACCGAGUCCGACACCUCGUCCGGUCCUGGAGGAAAUCAUAAAGCGACUGCGGCGGGGCUACAGAAUCUGUCGUCCGACAUGCUGGCUAUCGACAUGCAGGUGCAUCCCGAUACCAACCCCAUGACGGGUCUCGAAGGCCGUGCCGCCUUGCUGAGUAAACUCGGCCAGGCGCUCGAAUCGGACGUGCAUGGGUUCUUCCGUGGACCUUCUGGCGCUGCACCUUCGCAGCGACGACCCGGAUUCUUGGUGGACUACCUCGCCACGCACCCUACCACGCGCACCGUGGACGGCAAGGUGGCAGUAAGCCUUCCCGUCCUGUGGGAGGUGCUUAUGUACGGGCUUGCACCUAUCUGGCCUGCAUCGCGCACGCACCUCGACGGCGUUGCCAUGGGUGAUGUUUGGCCCAACGCCACGCUUGCUCGUCUCUCCUCUGUCGCCACCGAUAGUGCCGGAGCGAUGGUGCCGUUCCACAAGCUGAGCCAGUGGAUGUGCUAUUCGCUGCAGGAAGCCAUGACCGCCACGCUUGGCUGGACGUUCGCCGACGCCGAACACGGCACCGGCCUGCCAGAAUAUCGCAACGGCGGACUGUUUGUUGAUCUGGGCGUGCUCGUGCCCAAACAGACGCUGCUCGAUGCGUCGCUGGACAAGGGCGAGAUUCCGGCCAUUCCGGCUGAACAUCCGGCGGUGGUAGAGUGGAGAGCCCUCACGGUGGUGCUGCUCGACCGGACCGCCGAAAAGAUCCGCGAGAAGCUCGGGUUGAAGCCCGAACAGCUCAACCUCAAGCAGGUGCUCGAGGCGGCAACCUGGAAGGGAGGCCGCCAAAUCGCGGCUGAAAAGAGACCCGACACCAAAGGUCCGCCGAUCAACGUCAUUUCCGACGGCACUGUCUUCUAA
Molecule: messenger RNA, 1530 nt
Organism: Moesziomyces antarcticus
Lineage: Eukaryota; Fungi; Basidiomycota; Ustilaginomycetes; Ustilaginales; Ustilaginaceae
Product: DUF1688-domain-containing protein
Exons: 1
Coding region: 1-1530 (509 amino acids)
Source: RefSeq, a predicted model, not a curated record